Molecule: messenger RNA, 4728 nt
Organism: Drepanopeziza brunnea f. sp. 'multigermtubi' MB_m1
Lineage: Eukaryota; Fungi; Ascomycota; Leotiomycetes; Helotiales; Drepanopezizaceae
Source: RefSeq, a predicted model, not a curated record
AUGAGACUGGCGACACCUGAAUGGUAUCGACGUCUCUCGCAUGACAGAUCUCCCUCCGGCUCUGACCCGAUCCGACUCACUCACAACCACAAGACCAACUGGACCGCAGGUCUGUCGAGCGUAGCCUACACGUCCUCCAAGACGCUCAUAAUCCUUCCACCUCAGUUGGCCCACAGGAUUGCUUCAGGCGGUGUCGUGCCCGCCGCCUGUCAAUCAACACCGAAUCCGGAGUGUGGACACACACCGGACACCGCUCUCGCGAUCGUCCCGAGCAAACGAGCGAUGUCCCCCUUCUCAGGCGAAGUGCAGGAUGCCCAGAGCAUCUUGCAGGCCCAUAUCCGAAAGACUUAUGCCCAGAAUGCCUUUGCUGAAGCAUGGCGCAACCUUCCCGAAGUCCCUUCCUCCGCAGAGAUGAUGCCGGCGACAACAACCCAGAAGACCGAGGAGGAGUGGAACGCUUACCAAAAAGACACCGUGUACAAUGAAGUCCUUCCGGAAAACGUGGUGGACGGCCCCUGGCCAAGCAAGGAGGCAUACAUCGGCACCCACUACCAAUUGCACCGUGAGGAUUCCAUUGCCAUGUUGAGACUCUCCAUUGCCGAAGUCCAGCAGGAUCCGGCAAUGGUCGAUAACCAAAACACCUGGGUGUACACUCAUGUGACCGUGGUCGGACUUCAAUGCGCUCGUAAUGGUAUAGCUUCCCGCAUAGAAUUCUCUACGGAGCGUGCUGGUGGGAUACGCAUUCGUUGGGAACAAUCCAAGCGACUUGCGCAAGGAACCCUCGUUGCUCUGAGUACGCAGGAGGAUGGAUUCCGUAGCAUCUGCAAAAUUGCAACAGUUGCUGCACGACCAAUCGAGGGUGGCCUGGACCAGAAUCCACCAACGGUUGAUUUGUUCUGGGGCGAAAUUAAUGACAUGUUCGUUGAUCCGGUGGAGAAAUACAUCAUGGUAGAGGCCCGCCGCGGCUACUUCGAGGCAUCAAGACAUAUGCUCGUAGCUAUGCAGAAACUAAUGACCGAGAGAUUCUCCUUUGAGAGACAUCUAGUCCACCUCGACACAGAUAUCCAAGCUCCUGAAUACCUAGAUGAACAACCUUAUGUGGACCUGACCUCUCUUGAGCAGGUGGACGAGGACCCGGAUUCCCCAAAAUAUUCGCGUGAUCACCCCUUGCUCAACGUCGAUGUGAUCAAAGGUUUUCCCGAGAACAUCUCAUCGAGCAUGGACAAGUCUCAGCUCAAGGCCUGCGAGACCAUGCUGACAAAAAAGAUUGCAUUGGUCCAAGGUCCGCCAGGAACUGGUAAGACCUUCGUUUCGGUUUCCGCGUUGAGGGUCUUGAUCAGCAAUCUACGUCCAAAUGAUCCGCCUAUCAUUGUAACGGCCCAGAGCAAUCAUGCCUUGGACCAAUUGCUGAAGCACGUCAUGAAAUUCGAACCAAAUAUCCUCAGACUUGGUGGUCAAUCUGACAAAUCCAACGAAAAAAUCCUCAAGCGUACUCUGUACGAACUGCGCAAGUCUAAUCCCAGUGCACCUGGCCUAGGGAAAGGCAUCAAAGCUGCUGCCAUGGAGCACGAAUCCCUCUGCGUCCAAAUCAAGACCAUCAUUUCGCCUCUCUUGGAUGAUAGAAUUCUCACGGCCGAGACGCUGCUCAAGCAUGGUGUCAUCACCCAAGCCCAAAGUGAUUCGCUCCACGCCGACGAGUGGGUGGAGGAUGACGAGGAGAAUGAUUCUGACAUUGCUAGCUGGCUGACGGAGGAGGGCCUUAUGCGAAUCCAAGGUGCCCCUAUGAUAAACUUUGGUUUGCCUUUGGAAGAAAUUGACGUGGAGCUUGAGCAGCUUCGCGACUUGGAGGAAGCAAAUGACGAUCGUGGUUUCGACGAAAAGGAUGGCAACUUCGCCCUCGGCGGUAAUUGGUUUCCUUUUGAACGUAGACAUACUGGCCUACACAGCCAGCCUGUGGAUGAUGCGAAGAUCAAGAAGCUUCUUGAAAAACGCAAGAGUCUUUAUGCCAUCCCGCUAGGGCGCCGAGGAGAAGUAUACCGAUACUUUGAGAGACGAAUAGACGCCGUCAUGGUAGCCGAACUUCGACAAAUUUUCGAGAAGUACCAGCGAUGUGUCGAUGACUACUCCGUAACAAGGUCGCUCGUUAGCAUCAGCCUGGUUCACAAUCUCAAUAUCAAGGUCGUCGGUUGCACAACAACUGGUCUCUCGAAGUAUCGCGCCUUCUUGUCUGCAUUGCGGCCAAGAACCCUUCUCAUCGAAGAAGCUGCCGAGACUUCAGAGGCUAAGAUCAUUGCCGGAUUGAUAGAUAGUCUGGAGCACUUGAUCUUGGUAGGUGAUCAUCAACAAUUGCAGGCGACUGCCACUGUGAAGGCUCUAGAAGAUGCCCCGUAUCACCUGAAUGUCUCCAUGUUCGAGCGCUUGAUCAACAACUCGAUGCCAUUCGUAAUGUUGAAUCGACAGCGCCGCAUGAUUCCGGACGUCAGAGAACUGCUCUGCGUCGAGCCUAUGCCAUUCUAUAGGAACCUCCACGACCAUGCGAGUGUGUUGGAUCGUGUCCAUAAUCGUCUGCCUGUGCCUGGCAUGGGAGGACUUGAUACGUACUUCUUCCACCACACCUGGGGCGAAUCUCAGAGCACAGAUCGCAGUCGCUGCAACCUCACCGAAGCCGAAAUGGUGGCGGGUUUUUUCAACUAUCUCGUCCACAACGGAACCAACCAUGAGAAUAUCACGGUCUUAACUUUCUACAACGGCCAACGAAAGUUGAUCAUCAAGACCCUUAAGAAGCAUGCCCAACUGAGCGAGAUCAGGUACUUCAAAGUCUUCACCGUUGAUUCCUACCAAGGAGAGGAGAACGACAUCAUCUUGCUCUCAUUGGUUCGAAGUAAUCAGGAGUGGAACAUCGGCUUCUUAGAAAAUAAGAAUCGUCUCGUAGUGGCUCUGUCGCGGGCUCGGCGAGGUCUGUAUCUCUUUGGCAACUCUGUCACCUUGACUGCCACAGAGAGCGACGGGAUGAACUAUAAUGGCCGCGAUCCAUUGUGGCUCCCAAUUUUGCAGCACAUGCGUGGCGUGGGCCGCAUGGAUAUCGAUAGUGGCUUGCCUGUUACUUGCCUCGUACAUGAGAACGUUUUUUCAGAAUACGAAGAUUAUCGAGACUUGGCAUCCAGUCCUAGCUCGAACAAGGGAGACGUGGAGAUCAGACGCCGACUUAUUUUCGACCAAAGUCCCUCAAACAGGUUCAGAAGCUCAACGGUACGAUCAAUGCACCAUCGUUCAAGACAAGAUAGCAUGUCAGCUCCACGAGGUGAUAUCAUGGGUAGCCCUGGCUCAAACAACUUUAAUGGCCAGCAGAGUGCGCAACAUCGUAAUAAUCCAUGGGGGCAAUGGAAUGCUGCCAAGCAUGAUAAAGAGCAAGAGGAGGAGCAAAAGUUGAUUGCUGCUCGAACUCCCAAAAAUGACCUUUCAAAGCUUGUAUUCGAAGAGACGUACAAGCCGGUGCUCAUCAUGAAUGGGGUGAGAGUAGCAGACCGACCUGGCACGGUUCGCUCGAUCAUCCCUCGUGCUCUGGACAAUGUUGCAUAUCCGUCCACAGAGAAGUCCGGACCAGCUGCACCAGGCCCACUAGCUUCCUCUACAUCAAAGAAUCCGAGGCUCCAGGGUACCGAUGCUCCUCCCUCGUGCACCGACGAAAAUAGAAGCCACAUGGGUGACAGUAAUGCCGCUUCAAGCCUGCUCGGCGAUGUAGUUGCAAGUUUAGCGCUAGAGCAAGCCUUGCACCGCAACUCGCCAGAGGUUACAGUGGUGGGAGGUAGAAAUGGCAAGGACUCUGGCCGCUCUGAACCGAAUACAUCCAACGCCCGAAAUCAGAAAGGAGCUCAGUCCAAGAAUGGUGGCCUUCGAGUUCAAGUUGGUGCGAAUGAAAUGAGUUCACCAAAAGCCGAGACUUCUUCUGCCCAUCGUUUUGGACCAUCGCAAGGUUCCCAAAGCCUGUUGGAUAGCGAUACUAGUGAUUUACCUAGCUGGACAUCGCCAAAAGUCUCCCAAAGCCAGGAAGUUUCACAGCAACCAAGCUUAGAUUCGCAGUCUUCAAGUGUGCUAAGCAACUUCUCGACGUUGGCUCUUUCUGGAUCUCCAGUGUUCGUCCAUGUAGCUCCCGUGGCACCAAACUUGGGUCCUACAUCGCGCACCAGCAUGAGUGACAUCUCCUCGUUGGGUCUGCCGUCACCAGCAUUCGCGUCCCGACGCAGCAUCCCGCAGGGCUCGGUCUUCGCUCCUAGCUCGUUCAUGGAUGAUGCCGCCACCGAAAUGUCAUCUCUACAUCUCGUGUCUCCAACUUUGAGCAGUGACAACCACUUCCCAGGUGAUACGAGUGAGAACCUCAACCCUACAGUCGACACGAUCCAGGAGGAAGUUCCAGUUGAGAGCGGUGGUGCUACUCGUGCCCCUGAUAUCUUCGAUGAUGAUUUGUCGGACCUGAAGGGUUUCAGUUCCCUUGUUCUGACCCAGCUUGCAGAGAACGAGAUUGCCGACACUCAGGAGGAGGUCGCAGUUGGGAGCGACGCAAUUGACCGUAACCCUUGGAAUUUUGGCGACGUUGCACCGGAUCUGGUGGUUUUCGGAUCGAACCCCCCUGUUCGCCGCACUUUCAUGACAACUUCUGCCGAUGCCCCAGCACCAGACAACAAGGCUGCCAUCGACGAUGACGAGGACUUGAUUGAAUUCGACAUCUAG